Molecule: messenger RNA, 4314 nt
Organism: Penaeus vannamei (Pacific white shrimp)
Lineage: Eukaryota; Metazoa; Arthropoda; Malacostraca; Decapoda; Penaeidae
Product: eukaryotic translation initiation factor 5B
Molecular function (GO): metal ion binding
Source: RefSeq, a predicted model, not a curated record
GAAUUCUAAUGUUGAUGGUAAAUAGAAGAGUGUCGGAGGUGGCCUUAUUACGGAGUAAAUGUUUAAUAUCACGUUAUAAGCUUUUGCUGGGGAUUGUCAACGCAAUAUUUUGUGGACGGAAGGCCUAAUAUUCGCAUAUGAUCUACAUCUACCCUAAGGCAGGAUCAUGGGGGAAAUAGAGUUGGGAGCAGCUGCAGAGGCCACCAUCAUGGCCUACAAAGAACUGGCUUCUGAUCCUGGCAAGCGAUUAGCACUAGCAUUGGAUCGUACGUGUAUCCAAUUUUUGGCAUAUGUUGUGGCGGAAGGAGAAGGGUCAUUGGUGAAGGCCGCAAUAGAAACAUUAUCCCUUAUUGCACAAGCUAUAGAAUGCAGACAAUCAUUAGCAAACACUUUUGGUGUACUUGAAUCACUGCAAGCAGUUACAGAGGAUGAAGAAUGUUACAGUGAUGAAUUACGUGAUGAAGCAGCAGCUCUUUUUACAAGCCUCCAGUAUGCUCGUUAUAUGAAAAAGUCUCGCAGUCCCCAGACUCCAACUGCUAGCUCUAAACCAGAACAAGAGACAAAAAAAACAGACGAUGUAGACAGUGCACCAAAGAAAAGCCCUAUUGAUGAAAGCUCCUCUGUAAAUACUUCCCAAAUGAACAAAGACUGUGUAGAGAAGCCCCCACAAAGAACAGACAGUGUUGAAAGCAAAAGUUCAGAAGGAUCCCCAAAGAAAACUGGAGACACUGAGGGAUCUCCGAAGAAAGCAGACUCAGCAAGAAGCAGCAUCGGCAGUAGAUCUCUCUCUACAGAUGAAGAGCUUUCCAGACUUGAGAAAAAAAUGCGUCAGCCUACUGAAAUGAAAGGUGGCUUUUUGGGACCAAACAAUUCUAAAGCAAAGAUUGUCACUCUUUUCAUCAAAGGAAUGGUUGCCCCUGAACACCGUAAACAGGUUGAAGAGGAACUGGUCAGGGUCCGCGGACUUAUUAGCAUUGUGUUUGACUUAGGACGUUCCCGGGUCACUUGCAGAGUGAAACGGGAUCUCUCUGUUGACAAACUUGCAGCUGCUGUUGCCCGCACUGAGAGUCUGUCUGCUCAACAGGUUACUACUAAUGCAAAUGGGGAAGAGGAAAUUCUCCCUCUUGGCAGCGGAUCUUCAGACAUGACAUCUCCAGUUGAUGAUCUCCCAGAUUAUUUACCAGAGGACGACAUAGUGGUCAAAGAUUCCAAGUCGGCCAUGGCUCCUUCAGGCUCCUUCAAAGAAACUGCUUCCUCUUGGUUUGCCACAGCCUCCAACCUCCUCCAGAAGUCCUUCUACUGGUGACCGUGUGUCAUCCUCACUUAGUCCAAUAUUUAUUCGAAUAAGCUGGAGAUAUAACUGGAGUUUGUCGGGGUUACUGAUAUAUGGAGAGAGAAUGAUUUGAUUGUUAAGGAAAAUUGUUUUGAAGCUGAACAUGCAAAUGUACUACAUGGUGGUCUUCUGGUGUGCAGGAGUAUAGAUUUUUAUGGAAUAUUUAAUACUGAAGUUGCUAUGCUACAGGGAGGGUGCUAUAGGAAUUGUAUUUCAUGGUGCACAAGACUAGUGUUGGGCUAGAAUGAGAUGGUUAAUAUGCUCUGAUAUUUAAACAGGAUAUAUAAUCACACAACAUAUCAGUGUUUCUUUGUUAUUCUUUUUUUAUUCAAGGGGAAAUUUCUUUAUUAUCAGAGUCCAGUGUUUCUUAUUCACAUUUUAUUCAAAGGGAGACUUCACUGUAUUAUCAGAGUCUAGCUAGUGUGUCUGCUUAACAGCUGCUUUCCUCAUGUUUUAAUGUGAUAUUUUCCUGAAUUGAAAUGAGUCUUUGAAUAUGUGAUGUCAGUUAUACAGUGUUAUUUAUUUCCUAUGGAGAGACAAAAUGCAUAUAUAUAGAAUGUGGAUUAACCAUUACAUUUUGCAUUUUGAGUGAGGCAAUUAAAUACCGUCAAUGGUGUAACUUCUGCAGCUUAACCAAUACUCUGUGCUGUUUUACUUGAUAUUAAUUUCCCUUUUAGCUUGUACACAAAUUGUCACUACAUUUACAGAUUAAAAUCUGAAAUAGCAGCCCAGUAUUAGCCACCAAUGCUUUCAGUAUUGUUAGACAUGUAUAGCAAACUGUUAAGGCACUGAGUGCUUGUUAUUCUUGAUAAAGCUUUGAUAUAUAGACAGAAUUAUGAAAAAGCUGUAUGUUUUUGUAAAUAUGUUUAGAACAUUAUAAUAGGCUUUAAGCUUGUAUCACCUUGUACUAAAUGUAAUCAUUCCUUAGGUAGCCAAACAUAAGCAAAGGUAUAGGAUGUAGUGGCCAGAGUUACUGAUUGUUGAGUUGGUAACAUUUUCCACAGCCAAUAUUUAGUUGUUUAUUGAGACAUGGUCUGCAGUGUUUCUGUUUAUGAAAGAUUAUUAAAAGUAUUUUUUUUAUAAGUAAGAAAACAAACUUUGUGUUUUUCAUGUGCCUAAAUACGUGGUAAGUCGAUAUUGAUAAUGUUGCCCGUCCUUCUUCAAACAUAAUGUAGCUAUCAAAUAAUCUUACUGUCAUUUUUUCUAUAAUAUUGGUUUUCCUUGAAUUGUUAUUUUUAUAUUGAUAUAUAAUUGCUGUUUCAGGUAACAUUCAUUUGACAAGUGAUUUAAAAAUUGAAAAAGGGAUUUUUUCUUUCUUUCUUUUUUUUGCUGUGGAGUUAUGUCUUGUGUCUGCCAAAUGUGAAGUGGAUUUAAAUGAUAAUGAAUGUAUAUUUUUGUAACUAGGAUGUAUGGCUACAGUUGAUAGUGUAUUUCCAUAGUUUGCUGGAGAAAUAUGUCUUGUUGUCCUCCAUAUAUUUUGCAAAGAUAGUACCCAAUUGGACCUUUGCAGUAUAAUCUUUAAUAGUUUAUUGUUGAAACCUUUAUGAAGGGUUCUUUGUAUUAUGGGCAACCUCUGAGUUGACAGUUUAUAUUGCAAUAGUUACAAGUCAAAUCUCAUACUUUACCAAAGGUAGAGACAAUGUUAAUUCCACACUAGAUGAUGCAGUGUUUGCACAUUCCAUGUAGUAGCUUCAGAAAAAAUAUAAUGUAAAUAGUGUCAACUUUCAUUACACUUCAGUUUGUAAUUCAUUGUUACCUUGUCCAUCCAUGUGAUCAAAUACCAUAGAAAGUUACCAAUGUUAUCAAGAUGUGUUAAUUGCAGUAGCUCGCACAUCCAGGUGUUGCAUUAUCAUAGAUUGGCCAUAAAAAAUUCAAUGCAGUGAAAUAUCUGACAGAGAGGCAAGCUCAAAUAGUUCUGAUAAAAUGAGAAGGCAGUAAAAAGACUGGGGAGUAAUGUGGUACCUCCUCAUGGCAAACCGGUACAAGAAUAUGAGAGAUUGGAUAAAGGUUUUACUUUUCAGUGUUAUAUCAUCUCCAUUUGAAGAUGAGAUAUGCAUCACACACAUCUAUAUAUCUUUUAAUGUUCUUGUUCUUAUUCUAUUAUCAUUAUCAUCCUUAUUAGGUAAGUUUUCACAUAACUGAUUGUGACGAUUUUGGUAUCGAUGGAUUCCUCUCACCCUCUUAUUACAGAUAUGUGUGAUGAAAUUAUGCUGUGGAACUCCCCAAACUCUAACAUUCUUGGCCCCGAUAGCAAGGAGGGGCAUGACAGGUACUAGGGAAAUUGCGGGAUAAACUAACAAUAAUAUAAUAAUAUAAUGCAGUUAAUACCUCACUAUGCUACUGAAUUCUGGGGGCUCCACCCCCUGCGACCUCUCCUUACCCCCACCCAGGGAAACAAACAAUCCUCCACAUAUGCAUAGCAGGAGAGUGUGUCAGACAGACCCAGCAUCAGGUGCUCUGGUAUGGAAGUCGUUUGCUUUACCAUGCUGUUUAUGUGUGGAAGAUUCUUUGUCUUCCAUUAUGGGGGUUGGGGGCUACUGCCCUCAGGAGGGGUUUGCAGGGGCUGUGCCUCCUGCAUUUAAUAAUGUAGUGACUGAUUCUGUGUAUAUAAUCCAUAUUUUACCCCACAAUUUCCCAGGUACCUUUCAUGCCCUCCCUGCUAUUGAGGCCAAGAUUGUCACUUAUGAAGGAGUUUUUAUGGCAUAAUUUCAAUAUGUUUUGAUAGCAGAGAGUGAGAGGAAUCCAUUGAUACUAAAAUUGUUGCAAUUGGCUCUAUGAAGGUAUUCUGAAAAAUUAUCCAUGAUAACUACAACAACGAUGACAAAUAACGAGUGAUGAAUGACAUGAUUAUGAUUAUGAUAAUAUAAUUAUAAUUAUAAUGAUUUUUAUGAUGAUGAUUGCUCAAAAAAUUACAGUCUGACAUUUGACAUGGUGUUUGUUAUUAACAGGUAGCAAACUUUGAUAAUAAAUUUUAAAGGAUG